AUGACCAAGCGAACAAAUUUAGAAAUUAUUCCUAGUCUUUGCAAGUAUAUGCUUCCAGGGAAGAUCAACUCCGAAUUUUGUGGCCAUGAAUCAUUAUUCGUAUUGAAUGUUUUCUGUUUGCUCAUCAUAUUGCAGAAGAUAGUUAUCAAAGCUGACCUCAUUGGCGACAAAUGCAAGAGUGAGAUCCUAGCAAUUGUUUCCAAGAACCAAGGAAUCAAAUCCAUGGAGAUCGACGCCGAGAAGUGCACGCUGACGGUGGUCGGGACGGUCGACCCGGUGCGCAUCGUGCAGAAGCUCAAGAAGAAGUGCUUCGAGGCGACCAUCGUCAGCGUGGAGGACGACAAGCCCACGGAGAAGAAGGACCCCUGCAAGGAGGCGUGCGAGAAGCUGUGCAAGGAGAAGUGCGACAAGAUCACCUGCUGCAAGGAGUGCAAGGAGAAGUGCGAGAAGAAGUGCAAGGACAAGUGCGAGAAGGCCUGCGAGGCGUGGCUCGGCAAGGGCUGCUGCUCCUGCAGCCGCUGCAAGCCCAGCCCCAGCUGCUACUACGACCCCUGCGCCGUGCCUAGCUACUACCCCUACGGCUACUACAACGGGUGCGCCAGCAGGCCGUACCCCUACUACGGCUGCUACGAAGAAAGGUCACAUGAAGGAGCGUGCACCAUCCAGUAG
This is a messenger RNA of Miscanthus lutarioriparius, 669 nucleotides long. The record is from the annotation of a GenBank genome assembly. NCBI's taxonomy places the organism in Eukaryota, Viridiplantae, Streptophyta, Magnoliopsida, Poales, Poaceae.